Molecule: messenger RNA, 6509 nt
Organism: Oncorhynchus gorbuscha (pink salmon)
Lineage: Eukaryota; Metazoa; Chordata; Actinopteri; Salmoniformes; Salmonidae
Product: signal peptide, CUB and EGF-like domain-containing protein 3
Exons: 23
Coding region: 325-3408 (1027 amino acids)
Biological process (GO): signal transduction
Cellular component (GO): cell surface
Molecular function (GO): calcium ion binding
Source: RefSeq, a predicted model, not a curated record
CAUCUCUCCACCCCUUUCCUCCUCUCUGCCUCACUCCAUCUCUCUCAAACGUCCCUCUGCCUCUCUCUUAUAUUGAAAUUGGUCUGGGUCGAACAGGAUCACAGAACACGGCUUCUCUAUUGCUGCACAUUGUCGGGCAUUCCGCAAAACCCGAUCACUUGAAACACAAUAAGCAGACACAAAGGAAAGGACAUAGUACCACAAUAUAUUUUUAAAGGUAGAACACGUUUUUCUUAUAAAAAAAAAAUACCGUCCGUUUGUGCGUGUUAAGCGUUGUAAAGUAGGUGUUUAACUAUAACAGUCCAACUACAGUAUAAAAUAGCCAUGCAUUUGCACAUUAUAAUGCGCGCUAGCAUUGGAUUAGUCGGUUUCUGUCUGCUUGCCUUUGUCCAACAGCCAGCUCGCGCUUCAGGAGGCAAAUCCACUCAAGAUGUGGAUGAGUGUGCAGAGCAAAUUGACAACUGCAGCACCGAUGCCAUCUGCCAGAAUACACUCAAGUCAUACAAAUGCAUCUGCAAGUCGGGCUACAAGGGGGAUGGCAAGCACUGUGAAGAUUUAGACGAGUGUGCGAGUGAGUACAACGGUGGCUGUGUCCAUGACUGCAUCAACAUCCCGGGGAACUACAGGUGCACAUGCUAUGACGGCUUCCGGCUGGCACACGACGGACACAACUGCCUUGAUGUGGAUGAGUGUUCAGAGGGGAAUGGUGGAUGUCAGCAGAUCUGUGUGAACAUGAUGGGCAGUUACGAGUGUCGCUGCAGAGAAGGAUUCUUCCUGAGCGACAACCAGCACACCUGCAUCCAAAGGCCUAAAGCGCGACCAGAGGGCACCAAGGAGAGCCCCACCUGCAUGGAUAAGAACCAUGGCUGUGCUCACAUCUGCCGGGAGACACCAAAGGGAGGCGUCGCCUGCGAGUGCAGGCCUGGCUUCCAGCUCACCAGGAACAUGAGGGACUGCAAGUUGACCUGUAACUACGGCAAUGGGGGUUGCCAGCACAUCUGUGAGGAGACGGACCACGGCCCCAGAUGUGCGUGUCACAUGAAGUUUGCCCUGCAAACCGAUGAAAAGACAUGUGUAGGGGAGAGGAGUCUCCAGAACCAGGCAGCCCCACAGCUGUUCCCCAAUGAGACGUGUUUAUUGAAAAAUGGUGGCUGUGACAGCACAUGUCACGAUGCAGUGACCGGAGUCCGCUGCAGCUGUCCUGUAGGCUUCACUCUCCAGCCAGACCGCAAGACCUGCAAAGACAUUGAUGAGUGUCGCCUGAACAACGGGGGAUGUGAUCACGUAUGUCGGAACACAGUGGGCAGCUUCGAGUGCAGCUGCAAGAAGGGCUACAAGCUGCUGACCAAUGAGAGGACAUGCCAAGACAUUGACGAGUGUUCUUUUGACCGGGCGUGUGACCAUUCCUGCGUCAACUCCCCCGGCAGCUUCCAGUGCUUCUGUCAUAAAGGCUAUGUUCUCUACGGUCUGGCACAUUGUGGAGAUAUUGAUGAGUGCAGUAUAAACCGCGGUAGCUGUAAAUACGGCUGUGUCAACACUCAGGGCAGCUAUGAGUGUACUUGUCCAACUGGAUACAAGCUGCACUGGAACAGGAAGGACUGCAUUGAGCUGGUGAAAUGUCUGCCUGGCCUAGCUCCCAAGACCACUCUGACCUGCAGUAAAACAGGCAAGAAAGAGAGCUGCUCCCUCACCUGCACAUCCAAGGCUCACUAUCUGGCAGAAUCUGACAGCAGCUAUACAGUGAGCUGUGGCAUCCCCAUCCUACGAGGCAAAUCCCCAGCCAGGCUGAACACAAGCAGCAGUCCGAGCUGCAUAGGGGCCCCUCCAGUGAAGCAGACCGCCUCUUUCAAGAUCAAAGAUGCCAAGUGCCACCUGCACCCCAAGCUGACAGGCAGGGCUGAGGACAGGGGCCGAGCGCUGGGGCCAGGUGAGGGGCCACAUCUGGCCUACAUUCCAGACCUUGGAAGUGGACAGCCCUGCAAUAACUGCCUGGUUACGUUUGUCAACCUCAAAUGUGACUCCUCCAAGAAGGCCAAAGGGCGUCGUGUCCGUAACCCCACCAACAAAGAAGUGACACGCAUCACCCUGGAGCUCGAGGCGGAGGUCAAGCCAGGAGACACCACAGGAAGCUGUAACCUGAGUUGCCUGCGCCAGCGCAUGGAGAAGCAAGUGAAGACAUACAUCAAGGCCCUGAAGAAGUCGAUCAACCAGGAGCGUUUCCUGAUUCGCGUGGCUGGGCUGGAGUACGAGGUGGCCCAGAAGCUGCCCCAGGUCGCUUCAGCAGGCCACGAGAACUGUGGUCCAGGACGGGAGAAGGACAGCGGGCGCUGUGUCAGAUGUUUGCCAGGAUCGUACUACCAAGGGGAACAGGAACGCUGCGUCCAGUGCCCACCUGGCACCUUCCAGGAGAGGGAGGGGCAGCUGGCCUGUGACCUGUGCCCUGGCAGUGAUGGGCAUGGACCUGCCGGGGCACGCAACAUCUCCUCCUGUGCAGGUCAGUGCCCUACUGGCUACUUCUCCAGUGAUGGGUUUCAGCCAUGCCAGCCAUGCCCGUUUGGCUCCUACCAGCCUGACCUGGGACGGACCCUAUGCUUUCCCUGCGGAGGGGGGCUGAGCACCAAACGGGAGGGGUCCAGCUCCUUCCAUGACUGUGAGGUCAAAGUUCAGUGCUCCCCUGGCCACUACUACAACACUACGGUGCACCGCUGUAUUCGUUGCCCUCUGGGCAGCUACCAGACAGAGUUCAGACAGAACUACUGCAUCACCUGUCCUGGUAACACCACUACAGACUUUGAUGGGGCCACCAGUGUCUCUCAGUGCAAGAACCGAGAAUGCAGAGGAGAGAUGGGAGAGUUCACAGGUUACAUUGAGUCGCCCAACUACCCCGGAAAUUACCCAGCUAAUGUGGAAUGUAUCUGGAUCAUCAACCCACCCAACAAGCGCAAGAUCCUCAUGGUGGUGCCUGAGAUCUUCCUGCCCUCAGAGGACGAGUGUGGAGACGUACUGGUUAUGAGGAAGAACUGGUCGGCCACAUCCAUCACCACCUAUGAGACGUGUCAGACGUACGAGCGACCUAUAGCCUUCACCGCCCGCUCCCGCAGACUCUGGAUCAACUUCAAGUCCAACGAGGCUAACAGUGCACGAGGAUUCCAGAUCCCCUAUGUCACCUAUGACGAGGAUUAUGAACAGCUUGUAGAGGACAUUGUCAGAGACGGAAGACUCUAUGCCUCUGAAAACCAUCAAGAAAUCCUAAAGGAUAAAAAGCUGAUUAAAACUCUCUUCGACGUGCUGGCCCACCCUAACAACUACUUCAAGUACACCACUCGGGAGUUCAGCGAGAUGCUGCCGCGCUCCUUCUUGCGCCUCAUAAGCAGCAAAGUCUCCGCCUUCUUGCGACCAUAUAAGUAGUCUAAACAUCAAACCACGCCCCUGAAGGACCAGAUCCCGCCCCCCUCUAACAGGCCAAACAACGAACUCUCACAGGACUUCUAACAAGUUGACAAAAAUAACUAUUUUUUUCUUCUAUUUUUUCAUACUGUAGGCUUUGACGACACACUUCACUAUGCAGUCUCAUACUCAAUCUGUUUUGCAGUAUUUAGUUGUAUGCCAUUUUAAUUUCUCCAAAACCAUGCAGUAUCUGAAGCCAACCAACUUGAGUCAAAGUACAGUACAGGCUUUCUUGCCCAUCUCUUCUUUCUGAAUAUUUAUCACGGCUCCAAUAUGUUUGUGUCAUUGUAUUUUUUUGGUUUGUUGCUGUUGUCAUUCUUGUUUCUAUUAUCAUAUAGCAUAGGUGGCCUUGUCUGUCAUUUUCACAGCAAUCCAUAAUUAGAAGGAUAUGUGUGCAUUUCAGAUGACGCAUGUUGUCUGUUUGUUGACAAAAUGGACAGCGGUAGAGGCAUUUAUGUCAAACAGGAAGAAGGAUAUAAAGGGCAAUAUGUUUGUCACAUUUGUUUUGAGCUGGAACAGGGUUAUCGUAAACGUGCUUUAAUAAAUAGUCUUUCACUUGAAUUCCAGCUUUAACCAUGACAGGAUGAGUCCGUUUUGAUAAAUGAAUAACCUUUUGUAUAUCUAUAUCCUCCAUAAGCAGUCCUCGCGGAGAAGGACCUGUCAGUUUCCUGUCAUAGUUACAUUCCACAACAUUCAAAGCCUUACUAUAUCUGAGCUCUUAGAGAAACUUCUUGUUAAGGUAUUACUGUUAAAACAGUUAUUCUAUGUUUUUUUUCUUCUGUCCAUAUUGUAUAACUGUCUGUUGCCUACCUACAGAUAUUUUCUGUUAGUCUAUAUCCAAGUUAACUUAUACAAAGUGUAUAAAUUGUAGUUUAUAAAAAAAGAUCCAGAAGGUGAUGGACAUUUUGGAAAAGAAAUAGAAAACUAGAUUUGUGAGAAUCACAGAUGAAAGUCAGAAUAAUGUCUCUAUGGUCCAUGACUGGUGAGGAGAGAGACAGAAUAAUGUCUCUAUGGUCUAUGACUGGUGAGGAGAGAGACAGAAUAAUGUCUCUAUGGUCCAUGACUGUUGAGGAGAGGGACAGAAUAAUGUCUCUAUGGUCUAUGACUGGUGAGGAGAGAGACAGAAUAAUGUCUCUAUGGUCUAUGACUGGUGAGGAGAGAGAAAUAUAAAUGUCUCUAUGGUCCAUGACUGGUGAGGGAGAGACAGAUAAAUGUCUCUAUGGUCCAUGACUGGUGAGGGAGAGACAGAUAAAUGCCUCUAUGGUCAGUGACUGGUGAGGGAGAGACAGAUAAAUGCCUCUAUGGUCCGUGACUGGUGAGGGAGAGACAGAUAAAUGCCUCUAUGGUUCAUGACUGGUGAGUGAAACAGAGAUACAUCUUAAUUAAAGGGCAAGGUUCUGUGAUACAGAAAACGUCUUUAUUGGACACAACUGUGAGAGAGAGAGACAGAGAAAUGUCUAUGAGGGACAUACGUUUGCUGCUUCUCUUAAAAAGGUCACUUUAUUUCUUAAAUUUCAAGUCGUCUUUCUGUGCUCGCAUCACACUAAUAGUCCAUUGCAUUAAUAUAAAAGAAUGAUGCAUCAUAAGUAUAAAUACAAUUCCACCGCCAGUCCUCAUGUAAGUUGAAAGUCAUAUCACAUUUGCCUCUUCAUCCAUGGAUUACCAACUGAUUGUAAUGUUAUUCUUUCAAUCUUGUAAAUAAUGGGGGGACAAUUGACACGGUUUGAAUCCUUUUUAAUCUAAAUAAACUUGAGCAGGAUCCCCAAACUAUUUUCUUUCCAUGUCCUCUUCACCCUUUCCCUAAUCCAAAGAUCCCUCCACCCCCCACCCCACCAGCCCCUUUUCCCCAAACACCCACGUCAGAUUCUGUCCCAAUAAGACCAGCUCUUCCAAAGACUGUCCGCACGGCAAAAGCCUAGUUAUUAUCUCGUGCACUAGAUCUAGAGCCUGUCAUCCUACCUUUGUUGUACAAGUGCAAUGAAUGAAGUCUCCAUUGUGCUACUCCUCUCUUUGUGUCCAAAGAAAUACUAAAAAACAAUGUUAAUAUUUGUCAAAACAUAACAAAGGAUUGUCUUUUCUUGGACUCAUUUAAAGAAUUGUGACUGGCGUUAGGGUUUUGAAUGAAGUUACUUUAUAUUCAGCAUCCCACUACAAUAAUGUUGAAAAACAAAUAUAGUUGAUCAAUACAAUACUAUUACAAUGAAAUUAUUGCAAUGUAAAAACAAAUUACAAUGAUAACAAGUAAUCCUAAUACACUCAAACCUUUGUUGAAGAAGAAUCAACAUGUUAGCUACGGCUCUUAAAUAUAAUGGAUUUCCCUUGGAAACUCUGUUUUUAUUUUAUUUUAGAUUUUUUUUUGUAAAUAAAAGAGAAAAUAAACCGUGUAAAUGGUCAAAGCUAUUGUACAAUACCUUUAGAUAGUUGUAAGCACAGGUGCUUCUGGAUAAGAGAAAAGGAUUUUGACCACAUUGCUAAAUUGCAAGCCAAGCGUACACAUCACAGAACAUCUGCCAUAUCUGUUUUCUUUCGAAUGUUUGUUUUCAAGUCGCCAUGAGUAUUUAUACCACCCGGGGUUUUUUUUUAAAUCCAACAUUUCGAUGUCAAUAGCAACAGUCCAUAGAGCUCACUGUUUCCACCUGUCUCAACUCAUCCUUUCCCUCUCUUCAUCCCUCUGUACCUGCAGCCUGAACACACCAGAUGGCUGAGUUUUUUUUUUAUUAUUAUUAUUUUUUUUACAUAAGUUUGCUAUGAUGUAUCAUAGAGUUGAUAAUGGUAUUUGCACUUGAAAAUUGUUAUUGCUCAUGUAAAAAUGUCUGGAUUUUGUAUUGUCUUUUUAAAUGAAUGGAAUUGCUGUUCUUACAUUUCUUGUAGCUCUCGUUUGUUCUCUAAAUGCUCGCCUACUGUGUUCAACCCAUGAGGAUGAAGAUGCACAUGUGCAUGUACCUUUAUCAACUGUACAAAAACAAUUAUUAAAAAGUAUGUACAGAGAUUAAAUGAAACAAGAUGAUGAGCUUGUUUCUGUCAAAAACACUUAAAAAUAAACAUACUGUAAUUGAGUUUAA